AUGGAGGCUGCCGCUCCUCUGCCGCAGCAAGUCGACAUAGACAUGCCUCUCCCAGACCCAGACCAAGAAGAAGAAGAAGCAUCACCGCCACCACCCGCCUCGUCCACCUUCAUCCCGCCCUCAGUCCACAAAGACGCCCUCCUCUCCGGCGCCUCCUACUCGCACUUCUCGCCCAUCCCCGCCUCGCUCCUCGCCCCGUCCGACGCGACAUCCUCCGCCCCCCCGCCGCCCUGCGCCCUCGGUGUCGACGAGGCCGGCCGCGGCCCCGUCCUCGGCCCCAUGGUCUACGGCGUCUUCUUCCUGCCCCUGCCGCUGUCCGACCCGCUGCUGCGCGACACGCACCACUUUGACGACUCCAAGGUGCUCACCCCGGCCGUGCGCUCCGCCCUCGUUCGCACCCUCUGCACCCCGGGCUCCGACCUGCACGCCUCGUGCGGCUGGGCCACGGCCGCCCUCUCCGCCAGGGACAUCGCCGCCAACAUGCUGCGCCCCGUCGGCGUCUACAACCUUAACGCCCAGGCCAUGGACGCCACCGUCGACCUCAUCAAGGGCGUCUACGCCCGCGGCGUCAACGUCCAGGAGAUUUACGUCGACACCAUCGGCCAACCUGCCGCCUACCAGGCCAAGCUCCAGCGCGUUUUUCCCACGGCCAAAAUCACCGUCGCCAAAAAGGCAGACAGCCUCUACCCUUGCGUCAGCGCCGCCUCCGUCUGCGCAAAGGUCACCCGCGACGCCGCCCUCGAGGAGCUCUACAGGGCCCGCGCUGGCCCACUGCCUGCGGGUGACGGCGACACCGCCAUGGCUUGGGGCUCCGGCUAUCCUGCCGACGCCCGGUGCGUCAGCUGGAUGAAGAGCAACAUGCACCCCGUCUUCGGCUGGGGCCCCGAGUGUCGCUUCAGCUGGGGCACGGCCAAAGACAUGAUCGAGGGUAAGGGGAAUGGCGGCGUCAAGGUGGACUGGCCGGUGCUCGAUGACGGCGAGACGAGUCGCGUGACCGACUUCUUUUCGUCCGCAACGGACGACGAGGAGUCCAACGAGCUAGGGGCCUGGUUCGGCACGUCCGUGGGACUCGAGGCGUUCUAG
Molecule: messenger RNA, 1083 nt
Organism: Hirsutella rhossiliensis
Lineage: Eukaryota; Fungi; Ascomycota; Sordariomycetes; Hypocreales; Ophiocordycipitaceae
Product: ribonuclease HII domain-containing protein
Exons: 1
Coding region: 1-1083 (360 amino acids)
Biological process (GO): DNA replication, removal of RNA primer; mismatch repair
Cellular component (GO): ribonuclease H2 complex
Molecular function (GO): RNA-DNA hybrid ribonuclease activity; RNA binding
Source: RefSeq, a predicted model, not a curated record